ACCCAACAACCCUAUGUAUGUCACGACUCACACCCAACCACCCUAUGUAUCUCUCUUAAAGUAUCCCGUAAAAAAACAAAUGAUCAUAAUAGUUUGAAUGACAAUGAGGGUCUCUUCUCCUCGUUUGUUAUUUUUCAUCAUAUUACCAUUCCUGACAGUUGCAGUUGCAGACCAAGGAUUAGGAAUAGUAGCAGAAAGGAGGUGUUCGAAGAAGGAACCACCGAUUAGAUUCCCUUUCCGAUUCAAACAAACACAAACCCAACCCAAUUACCCAAUCGGUUUCGACAUUUCCUGCACAUCUCGUAACGGUACGAUACUGUUGCUUCCGACCAUUACAGGAGCCGAGCUAUACGUAAGAGGCAUAAACUAUGUUUCACAAGAAAUCCAAAUAUACUACGACUCGCAUCAAUGCCUUCCGGCACUACUGCUUUCGGAAAACAACAGCAGCAGUCGACCGUUUAAAUUUCCUUUCCAAUUCAGAUAUGAUCGUCGCAACGAUUACGCAAGCCACAGUCUCCUCGAUUGCUCUUCAGCCCCUGAUUUAGAAGACCGGUUUUGCAGAGUUAAGUUGGUUCCUUCUAAAUUUAAUAUUGAGAUGGUACUUUUCGAGCGUUGUGCCAAGAUGUACGACACUGCAACAAUUCCAGACGACAUAUAUAAGGUGUCAAUUUCUGGGAAUGAUCGAAGUUAUGUUACGCUGACAUGGUCUGAACCAGAUUGUAGAGCUUGCGAAGCAAAUCGCAAGGGUUGCAGACUGAAAAAUCAUAGUGGUGACCAAGUUGAAUGUUUCGAUCUACCCCUACAAAAAAAAGGAGCAACAAAGUUUGUGCAAAUUGUCAGAAGUACUCUAUUUAUUGUCUUAGCCAUAUCAGUUUUUUGUUCAAUAGUUUUAGCUGUAUUGUUUUAUCUGUACACUACACACAAAGAUGAUAAAGAACAUCAACAAAGAAUUGAAACAUUUUUAGAGGAUUAUAUUGCCCUGAAGCCAUCGAGAUAUACUUAUUCUGACAUAAAGAGGAUUACAAAUCACUUAAAGGAUAAGUUGGGUGAAGGAGCCUAUGGAACUGUGUUCAAAGGAAAGCUUUCUAGUGAAAUCAUGGUCGCUGUAAAGAUCCUAAACAAUUCAAAGGGGAAUGGAGAAGAGUUCUUGAAUGAAGUGGCUACUAUUGGUCAAAUUCACCAUGUGAAUGUGGUUCGCUUGGUGGGAUAUUGUGCUGAAGGAUUUAAAAGAGCUCUUGUUUAUGAAUUCUUACCAAAUGGUUCACUCAAUAACUACAUCACCUUAGAAGCCAGCGGUGGACACUGUUCGUUGAGUUGGGAGACAUUGCAAGACAUUGCCAUAGGAGUUGCCAAGGGAAUUGAGUAUCUCCACCAAGGUUGUGAUCAACGAAUCCUUCAUUUUGAUAUCAAACCUCAUAAUGUUUUGUUGGACCACAACUUCAAACCCAAAAUUUCUGAUUUUGGUUUAGCAAAGUUAUGCUCUAAGGAUCAAAGUUUAGUAUCAAUGACUACUGUUAGAGGAACUAUUGGGUACAUGGCACCAGAAGUAUUCUCUAAGAACUUUGGCAAUGUGUCCUACAAGUCAGAUGUUUACAGUUUUGGAAUGUUGUUGUUGGAAAUAGUAGGAGGUCGGAAAAAUACCACUGAAACAAAUGAAAUUUAUUAUCCUGAAUGGAUAUAUAAUCACUUAGAAGAAGGAGAAGAUCUCAGAAUACAAAUUGAAGAAGUGGGAGACAACAAAAUUGCUAGCAAACUUGCAAUUGUAGGACUUUGGUGCAUCCAAUGGCACCCAGUGGGACGUCCUAUGAUGAAAGAUGUGGUCCAAAUGUUAGAAGGUGUAAAAGUUCUCAACAUGCCACCGAAUCCUUUUGUCACAACAGGUCAAGUAAAACAAAUGCAAAGAUGCCACCAAGGCUAAUGAUUCCAGAUUUAGAAGCAAUUCUCGAAUGAGUAUGUACAAUACUUAUGUUAUAGUUUCGUUGCAUUUUUGUUGUUAGUUUGGUACUGUAUAGCAAAUUAAGGAUUAUGUAAAUAAAUAAGCACUAAUGAAUAUCUUAUCAUGGUAUUGUGUUGAUAUGUUGCUUAGUGAAUCAAUUAAUUGAACAUGAAGAUUUAACAUUUGCGGUUGGA
Molecule: messenger RNA, 2130 nt
Organism: Humulus lupulus (European hop)
Lineage: Eukaryota; Viridiplantae; Streptophyta; Magnoliopsida; Rosales; Cannabaceae
Product: rust resistance kinase Lr10-like
Exons: 3
Coding region: 98-1918 (606 amino acids)
Biological process (GO): protein phosphorylation
Molecular function (GO): ATP binding; protein kinase activity; polysaccharide binding
Source: RefSeq, a predicted model, not a curated record